UAUUCAGUUUAUUGUUUAUUUCAACUAUUAUCUCUUAUUUUAUUGUUUAUUUCAUCUCCCCUCUUCUCUAUUCUAUAGCUCUAACAAUCUGAUUUUUCUAUCUCAGCUUCCUGCCUCUUAAGUAUCAUAAUUGUUGACUCUGUCCAAUAAAGUUAUAUUCUCCUAAUUUGUGUGUUAAUCACCAUGUUUAUGUAUUUUCCUACAGUUGCAGACAUAGAAUGUUUUUGCUAUGUUGUUUUUGCUUUGUACCCUGUAUACAUCAUGUGAUAAAUUUGGUUGAUGUGUGUAUAGAAACACUUGGUUGCAUAUGCUUAUUUUCAUUAUAUAACUUAUUCCCCAUUUUAUAGAUUUUUGCUACCCCUGAAGUUCAUAUUGGAUUCCACCCUGAUGCUGCAUCUUUUUACCUUUCACAUUUACCUAGUCAAUUAGGUAUGGUCAUGUGUAGAUGCCUCAUCUACUUUUAGUUACUCAAAACCCCUUUACAUGGAUUGGAAGAUUCUCCAUUAUUAUAUUUAUCCGAUAUAAUCCUGAAGAUAAUUUAAUGUUGUACCUGUACACUGGUAUUUAGAACUCAGUGGUAGAGAGAUAGUAGAAAGUUCUGAUAAUUAGAUAAGCCUUGUUUGUAAGGUGUUCUUUUGAAACAAUGUGAUUCUUUCGGUCAAAUUUAAGCUCCUCUAAGCUCCUAUUUCAUAAACUUCUUUGUUUAUAAUUUAUAUGACAGUCUUGGUGCAUAGUAGAUUAAGAAUUGUUGAGAAAUAUAAUUCCAUUGAUUGUAGAGACAUUUUCACUUCGUAACUGUUACUUCAUUUCAUCCCAAAUUUGAUGGUUUUGACACUGCAAAGGGAAAUCAGGUCCAUUACUGGUGAUCCAUGAUCGAAGAACAAUUGGGGAAAUUGGUUGUCACUUCAAAAUUAAUCAUCAACACUUCAUGGCAUGUCUUUGUGUCUUAUUCGGAUGUCUUCCAGGAAAAGAAAGAGUGUCGGUUCAAGGCCCACCACUCAAUAUGAUACAAGAAGAUUCCACUAUUUUGAGGCAUGGACCAGAUACACUGAUAAUGUCCUGGGAAGACAUAUAUUAGCUGAGAGGAAAGUGGAAAUAUAUUAUACAGAGCUGGAUGAAUUUAAGGCUGAAUUGGAGAGGCGUAACUUUCAUAAGUGCCUCACCAAUUUAGCUAACAGUAGCAUUGACCUAGCAUUGGUGAAGGAGUUCUACGCCAACCUCUACAAUCCUGAGGGGCCUUCACCAAAACAAGUUAGAAUACGAGGCCACUUGAUAAGGAUUGAUGCAGACAACCUCAAUGCCUUUUUAGAAAUACCUGUGGUGCUUGCUGAGGGUGAAUCUUUACCCGCUUACUCAAGAUACUGCAGGAUGCCUACUGACAUUAGGGAAAUUGAGGCUGCUCUGUGCAUACCCAGCCGAGGGUUUAUUUUAAAUGCUAAAGGUCACCCUGGGAAGAUCCUCAGGAAAGAUCUAACCACUAUUGCUCAGGUCUGGAGUGUUCUCUCAUACUCCAACCUGGCUCCAACUUCCCACACCUCGAAUUUGACUAUGGAUAGAGCUAGGUUAAUCUUUGGCCUAGUUACUCAGCUGGACAUGAAUGUCGAAGCUCUCAUCUCUAGACAGAUCACAUCAAUGGCCCAGUCUAACUCCUCUAGACUCGGGUUCCCCGCUCUUAUCACAAUUUUAUGUAGGUCCAGAGGAGUCGCUUCCGACAGCUUGGUCUUUGAAUGUUUGAGCCCGGUCAUUAAUUUGGCCUACAUAAGGAAAAACUAUUGGAACCUAGAUGAUCCAAUAGAUAUUAUUAGAGGGGCCAGAAGACCGAGGGUAAGGCCAGCUGAGGCUCCUUCUACAUCAGCAGCUCCUCAUCCAACUUCUACAUCAGCAGCUUGUCAUCCAGCUUCUACAUCAGCAACUCCUCCUCCAGCUCGUAUGAUAGCAGCUCUUUCUACCCUACCUCCUACAGAUUUUCAACGUUUUGAAGCCAUGCUUUAAAGCAUACAUCAGGGGUAGAUUAUUUUACUGCAAAGCCUACAGCUGGUAGAGCCUCCAGACUCCAUCCCAACAGUAGAGUAAUUUAAUGAAUGGGUAGCCUGGCCAGGGACUCAACCUCCUCUUCAUAGGGAAGACGAAAAUCCCGCCGCUUAAGUACCCCAUCAGCCAGAGGAUGAGUCAUCAGAGUCUUCCACUCUUGAGCCCUUGAUCAGGAAGAUGAAGGUAGUUGUAACCCAGGAAGCUGCAGCCACCUUUGAAAAGUCUCUUGAAGCCACUCCAGAGCCUCCAGCACUAGUGGCAGAUACCACUUCUCCACAGCAGGCAGCAGACCCUUCCACGCCUGAGGAACAAACCACCCCAGUCCAGUCUCCGAACGCCUCUCCUAUAGCUACUCAUGUACUUCAUUUGUCGGAAGAGGAGGAGGUUCAGACAUAGGACACCAAGGACCAAUCACAAGACUUUUAAAUUCCUGUUGAUUUUUUGUGCUUUUUGAUCUAUUAGUAUAAUUAUGGUGUUAGUACAUUAUUUACUUUUUAUUAGUUUUGUCCAUGAGUAGUGUAGUUGCUCAUUGAUGUGUCAUCAUUUUCUCCUAUUUCUUAACCCUUUUUGUCACCAUUUUAAUUAC
Molecule: messenger RNA, 2617 nt
Organism: Glycine soja
Lineage: Eukaryota; Viridiplantae; Streptophyta; Magnoliopsida; Fabales; Fabaceae
Exons: 2
Coding region: 934-1992 (352 amino acids)
Source: RefSeq, a predicted model, not a curated record